Molecule: messenger RNA, 358 nt
Organism: Abrus precatorius (Indian licorice)
Lineage: Eukaryota; Viridiplantae; Streptophyta; Magnoliopsida; Fabales; Fabaceae
Product: defensin-like protein
Exons: 2
Coding region: 56-280 (74 amino acids)
Biological process (GO): defense response
Source: RefSeq, a predicted model, not a curated record
CAUUCACUGUCACACCCAUAUAUCAUCAUAUUAGUGUGUUACCAAUUAAGCCAUAAUGGAGAAGAAAUCACUUGCUGGAUUAUGCUUCCUCUUCCUUGUUCUCUUUGUUGCUCAAGAAGUGGUGCAAACAGAGGCAAAGACCUGCGAGAACCUGGCUGAUACAUACAGGGGUCCAUGCUUCACCACUGGAAGCUGCGAUGAUCACUGUAAGAACAAGGAACACUUAAUCAGUGGCAGAUGCAGGGACGAUUUUCGGUGUUGGUGCACCAAAAACUGUUAAAUGCAAACUACGCUUUCUCUUCAACAAGAACAUGCAGGAGCUUUAUAAAUAAGACUAUAUUAUACAAAUAAAAGUAGC